Molecule: messenger RNA, 1607 nt
Organism: Solanum lycopersicum (tomato)
Lineage: Eukaryota; Viridiplantae; Streptophyta; Magnoliopsida; Solanales; Solanaceae
Product: probable WRKY transcription factor 30
Biological process (GO): regulation of DNA-templated transcription
Cellular component (GO): nucleus
Molecular function (GO): transcription cis-regulatory region binding; DNA-binding transcription factor activity
Source: RefSeq, a predicted model, not a curated record
GAAACCUCUUUGUAGUUACAUAGCACCUUCACUUUCUUUCUUUUGUCCUUGCUUAUUUCUUCAAAAAAAAUUUAGUGAUCAAUUUUGUCAUCUUUAUAUAUAAUUUUCAGUGAUUUUAAAUACUCAUUUUAUACUUGUUUUCUUGUUUUGAAACACCCCAUUUAGUGCUUUGGCUUAAAUCUUUCCAAUUCCCCAAAAAAAAAAAUUGAAUCUUUAUGCAUUUUUGUCAUUGAGGAAUGAAUCUUUUGUCAUUCAAGAUUGAAUCUUUUUGCAUUUUUGUCACUAAAGAUUGAAUCUUUAUGCAUUUCUGUCAUUGAGGAAUGAAUCUUUUUUGCAUUUUUGUCACUAAAGAUUGAAUCUUUUUGCACUUUUGUCAUUGAAGUUUGAAUCAUUUUGCUCUUUUGGCAUUGAAAUUUGAAUCUGUUUGCAUUUUUAUCACUAAAGAUUGAAUCUUUUUGCUCUUUUGUCACUGAAGUUUGAGUCUUUUUACUCUGUUGUCACUAAACAUUGAAUCUUUUUUGCAAUUUGGUCACUAAAGAUUGAUCCCCAAAUGGAGAAAGUUAAAGUUUGGAAUAAAGAAAGUCUAAUUACUGAGCUUACUCAAGGGAAAGAGUUUGUAAACCAAUUUGAUCCUCUGGCUUCACCAGAGGAAAAUGAUUUUCUUCUUGAGAAAAUACUUUCCUCUAUAGACAAAUCAUUGUCAAUUUUGAAUUGUGAAGUUUAUAAUGGAACAAAUGAUCCUUUUCCUUUGAGGGAUCAAGGCCAAAAUAAGAAAAGAAAGAAAAUGCAGCAAUGGAGCAAACAAGUUAGAGUACAUGGGACAGAGCUUGAAAGUUUUAAUCAUGAUGAUGGUUAUAGUUGGAGAAAAUAUGGGCAAAAAAACAUUUUAGGAGCUAUUCAUCCAAGGGCUUAUUAUAGGUGCACUCACAGGAAUACACAAGGCUGCUUAGCAACAAAACAAGUUCAAAAAUCAGAACAAGAUCCUUUAGUCUUUGAUGUGACAUAUAAAGGAAUGCAUAGUUGCAAAACCUCACACUCAUCAACAUUCAUUUCAUAUGAAAAGCAAAAGCCAAAUCAGUGUCAAAUAAAGAAACAAAGAGUUGAAAACUUGAAUACAAUCAAAGAAGAAACUGUUCCUUUCACUCCACUACAAUGUGAAAGCCACAAUGCCCAAUGCUUUGUCAAUUCCAUAGAGCCACUUGCAUCAGAAUCCAUGUACUUAUCAUUGUUGCCAUAUCAAGAAGAGGAGUUUGAGAUGGACAAGAUUCUUCAGAGCUCAGAAUCGGAUCGUAUUGUGUUCAGCUCAACACCAACUUCAAUAAUUGAUUCGCCAUUUUCUAGAGAUUGGGAUUUAUCAGUGAAUGAUCAACUUGAUGUUCAUGAUCCUAACUUGAUGAUCGACAUUUCUGAAUAUUUCACCUAAUUUAAGAAUAGUAACAACGUCAGGAAUUUAUAAGAUGUCAGAGAGUCACCUAGAAUUGGGCCUUAUCGAAUGUUUUUUUUUUUUGUCUACACUAACUUGAGAGCCAACUCUUUGGAAAAGUCUACUUUUUGUACUAUUCUGUUUUUACUCCUAUGCCAAUUAUAAUAGAACUUUUUUUUGGCAA